AACAACAACAACAACUUCAAAGGCCUCAACAGCAGUUCCAACAGCAAUUGCAAUCCCCAUUGAUGUCUAAUGGCCAACAGCAAAAAUUACAUGUACAAUCACAGCCACAACUGCAAAGUCAUUCUGGAUCUCCUGCUGAGAUGGUGAAUAAGUUUAGUAACCAAGGGAUUAACGAUUACCAAUUGAACUUAUUACAAAUGGAGAACCAAAACAAUUUACAGCGAUCGCAAUAUUUACUUAAGCAGCAGCAACAGCAGCAGCAACAGCAACAACAACAACAGCAGCAGCAACAACAACAAAAGCAAGGGGGUGCAGUACCCGCAGGUGCUCAGUUUGCGCAAGCCCAAGCUAAUGCUGCAGCUGCUCAAAGAAGAGCUUCAGUUGAUCCAAAUCCUAUGAUGAUGUCACAACAAAGACAACAAGCUAUGUUUCAAAAUAUGCAACAACAACAUAUUCAGCAGCAGCAACAACAACAACAACAACAGGCUCAAGUAGGAGCAAGAUUAUUGGAUGAUGCCCUUUUGGAAGGAGUAUUUGAUUUCAACAAAGAUGAACCAAUUAAUCCUGCUCAACAACAAUACAAUACAACAAUUCAAUUGCAGCAAGAAAGAAUUAAAUUUAUACAACUGCAACAAAAUCAACAUCAGCAACAACAACAGCCACAGCAAAUGCAAUCUCAACCACAACAAGGUUCCCAGGGAAUCCCACCUGACAAUUUUGACAUAAAAGAAGAGAGUACCAACGAUUAUAUAAUCGGUACCGAUUGGUUGAGCUCUAUGGGAUCGGGACCGGGAUUUGUUUGAUUAACUGUUUUUUAUAUUUAUUUGUAUUUAUUAUGCUAAUUGUAUUAUU
Molecule: messenger RNA, 852 nt
Organism: Spathaspora passalidarum NRRL Y-27907
Lineage: Eukaryota; Fungi; Ascomycota; Pichiomycetes; Serinales; Debaryomycetaceae
Gene: MSS11
Product: Mss11p
Exons: 1
Coding region: 399-803 (134 amino acids)
Source: RefSeq, a predicted model, not a curated record